UUUUUAACACAUACUUUGUAAUAUGUUGUAUUUUGCAAUUCAUUUGUUGCUAAUAGCUUCUCACUCUUAAAUAUUCUGUUAAAAGUGUAUCUGUUUUAUUUUCAGAUUAGAUGACACGAAUUUUCAUCUUACUGCUUGAUGGACUUCAGAAAGUUGUGGACAUCAUUUGGAGGAAAAAAAACAACAACUAAAAAGCCAAGAAAAAGUAUUUUCACACAUAAGAGUCACAGAACUUUAUGCCAGUGCAAAAGAAUAAUGAAUUCUACAAUGUUUCAGUACACCACAGAAGACAGAUAUGCAGAAGCUUUUGCAAAAAAUUUCACCACUGUUCUUGUCGGGGUCAUGGUUAACUGCAUCAAUGGAAUAUUUGUUUUCACGUUCUUCAAGAGUUCAAUUUUCUACAAUGAUCCGAGAUAUAUAUUAUAUAUUCACAUGGUUAUCAAUGAUAUGCUCAUGGUUUUUUUCAGUGUAAGUCUUCUUGUGAUGGCUUAUGCAUGGCCAAAAGUUCCUGUUCCGUUCUGUGUCACACUGCUAAUAAUAGCCUCAACAACUCAUAAGAACACUCCUCUGACUUUGGCCGGUAUGGCCGUUGAGCGUUACAUCGCCAUCUGCAAACCACUGCAUCACCAUCAGAUUUGCACAGUGCGCAGGACCUACAUCCUUAUCACUCUGAUAUGGGGUGUAGGAGUUUUACCUGGAUUGGCUGACUUGAUUCUUCUGUUAAUUGUUCGUCCUUUAUCUGUUUUUACAACAAGUAGUCUCUGUAGUACAACUAAUGUGUAUAGCACGCCGUACCAUGAAGACCAGAGCAAACUUACACAUGGUAUUUAUACAUCUAUUGUGUGGGUAAUUCUUGUAUACACAUACUGUCGAGUGCUGAUUGCGGCCAGAAGGGCCACCGCUGAUAAAUCCUCAGCAAAAAAGGCCCAAAACACCAUCCUGUUACAUGGAGUACAGCUUCUGCUCUGUAUGCUGUCCAACAUUACCCCUAUUAUAGACAAGAUUUAUGGCCAACUUGUACCUACUCUACGGUCAAAAAUCACCUUUUUCAAUUAUCUUCUUACAAACUUAUUACCACGACUACUUAGCCCCCUUAUUUAUGGUGUUCGAGAUAAACAUUUUUGGAAAUACAUGAAAGGACUUUUUUCGUGUAGGUUACUUAAUGUAAAAGUUGAAUCAACCAAGCAGUGAGCUAAAAAGGUAUCAUCAUUUAAGCAUCAUUAGUAAUUAUUUUCUUAUUCUAAGCAAAAAAACAAAAACAAAAAACAUUUUUAAAAAGUGCUAUUCUCUUAGUCAUUCUGAUUUUGUAAUUAUUUCUGGGCAAAGUAGAAGGUGUGAAAAGUGUUAAAGAAUAUUAAAAAUCACGUUUGUAGCAUUUAAAAGACUGUUGUACAUUUUACAAAUAAACAAGCAUUGUCUCUCAAAAAAAUACUUGUUUUAUGGAAUAUAUCAAUUGUGAAAUUAUGUCUGAGUGGCUUUAUUUCUUAUUUUACUGUAGGCUAUCUCUAUCCUUUUUUUCUUUUUUUUGGAUACAUAAAAAUUAGUUUAUUCAUAAUUUAUUGUAUGGCCUCCAAUAGUGGAUGUCAGGAAUUAUGUUUUCAUUUGCAAAGCAAAAUGUUUCAGGGCAAGUUUUCUUCCCUGUAACACUUAAAACAUAAAUAAAACCGUUUAAUAUUUUAUUCUUGGAUGCACACUGUAUACAUAUGUCUUAAUAGUCUGAUUAAAUACACAAUUUGUAUGCAAUACACAUUAUGGUGCGACCAUUACAGAAAUACCUAACUUGACAAAAUAUAAACUUGUCAAAGUUUCAGCUAUAUGUGUUCUUUACACAGGACAAAAAGUAUCUUUCUUGUAAAAUAUCAGUGGCCACUGUGCUGUGAAGAUUCGCCUAACA
Molecule: messenger RNA, 1894 nt
Organism: Megalobrama amblycephala (Wuchang bream)
Lineage: Eukaryota; Metazoa; Chordata; Actinopteri; Cypriniformes; Xenocyprididae
Product: odorant receptor 131-2-like
Exons: 1
Coding region: 139-1191 (350 amino acids)
Biological process (GO): G protein-coupled receptor signaling pathway
Cellular component (GO): membrane
Molecular function (GO): G protein-coupled receptor activity
Source: RefSeq, a predicted model, not a curated record